AUGGAAGAGUGCUGUAAUUUUCUGAAGAAAGGGUUAAAUUCGUCAAACUGCCUGAAAAUUCGAGCGAUCGCGGAUACUUAUGCAUGUCCAGAGCUCCUGCAAUUCACUGAGAAAUACAUCCUGCACAACUUUCGGGUUUGCUUCCUUGCUUCAAUUUCAGAUUUGGGGAGGACUUUGAUUUCUUUUCAGGACAUUUCUAAUACAGGAGAACUCAACCUACUAUCAGUUGACCAGUUAACUGAACUAAUUUCAAGUGAUGAGCUCAAUGUGCGAUCAGAAAAGCAGGUCUACGAGGUAGUGCUUAUGUGGGUCAAGUACGAUCUGCCAGCAAGAAAACAGUUUCUAUCAAAG
Messenger RNA from Cooperia oncophora, 351 nucleotides. Lineage: Eukaryota; Metazoa; Nematoda; Chromadorea; Rhabditida; Trichostrongylidae. The record is from the annotation of a GenBank genome assembly.